Contarinia nasturtii (swede midge) is the source of this 452-nucleotide messenger RNA. Its product is annotated as putative gustatory receptor 2a. Bases 11 to 334 code for a protein of 107 amino acids. Gene Ontology annotation, cellular component: dendrite; axon; neuronal cell body. The transcript has 5 exons. The record is from RefSeq and is a predicted model, not a curated record. Lineage: Eukaryota; Metazoa; Arthropoda; Insecta; Diptera; Cecidomyiidae. Gene Ontology annotation, biological process: sensory perception of taste.
UACCAACAACAUGAACAACAUCCAAGUCGAUGUCCUAGCUUCAAUCAUAUGGAUAAUUUUAAUGACAGUUCCACUGCUAUAUACAUCAAUCAUAUGUCACUUAGCAGUUUGUCAGGCAACCGAAAUCACAAAAAUCAUGAAUGAAACGGUUGCCGACAGUAAAAACAACGGCAUCUCACAGAUUGACCUUGAAUUAAUUUCACUACAAUUUAUACACCAAAAACCGCAAUUUUCAGCUUGUGGAUUUUUCUCAAUUGAUAUGACAUUCGCUUAUGCGGUAUGUGGAGCUGUUACUACGUAUCUGGUGAUUUUGCUACAAUUUAAAUAUGGAUAAGAUUCAACGUGAUUUAAAAAAGACAUUGUAAAAUCCAUGCUUUCUCAUAUCAUUCGGAUAAAAAACGUGUGUGGAACCUCUUAAAUGAAAAUAACAUUUUCGAUAAUAAUGACAACGA